AUGGUCCACUCGAAGCAACCCAAGGUGCUAUUAUUCGAUAUUGGCGGAGUGUGUGUCGUCUCGCCCUUCCAAUCCAUCCUAGACUACGAGCUCAGCCUCGGCAUCCCUCCAGGAUGGGUCAACUACUCCCUCUCCAAGACCAGCCCCACGGGGUUCUGGCACCGCCUUGAGACGGGCUCAAUCCCCAUGGACAAGGCCUUCUUCGCGGGCUUCAAUGCGGACCUCCACGACCAGGGGCGGUGGGAGGCCUUCUACGCCGCCCAGAGGGCCAAGAACCCUGCCCUCCCCGAGCAGGUCCCGCCCCUCCCCGCCAUCGACGGGGAGUACCUCUUCAACACCAUGAUGACAAACUCGAUCCCCCCGGACCCGUGGAUGUUCCCCGCGCUCAAGAAGCUCAAGGAGAGCGGCCGGUACAUCCUCGCGGCGCUGAGCAACACCGUCAUCUUCCCCGAGGGCCACAGGCUGUGGAAGAAGGAUUUCAUGGACGACCCCGUGCGCAGCCUGUUCGACGUCUUCAUAUCGUCGGCACACGUCGGGCUGCGGAAACCGGACCCGAGGAUGUACGAGCUCGCCCUUCGGAUGCUCAAUGAGUACGCCGCCAAACACGCAAGUUCCGAAAGGGGCCAGGCGCUGGGGUGGGCCGAUGGAAUCAAGGCGAGCGACAUUGUGUUCCUCGACGACAUUGGCGAGAACCUCAAGGAGGCGAGGAGGCAGGGCUUCGGGACGAUCAAGGUCCACCUGGGGAGGGCGUAUGAGGCUGUCGAGGAGCUGGAAAAGAUCACGGGGCUGCAGUUGGAGGGCGACCAUCCCAAGAUCCCGGCGAAGCCCAACUUGAAGGGCAGCGGCAAGGCGAAGCUUUAG
Molecule: messenger RNA, 861 nt
Organism: Colletotrichum graminicola M1.001
Lineage: Eukaryota; Fungi; Ascomycota; Sordariomycetes; Glomerellales; Glomerellaceae
Product: haloacid dehalogenase-like hydrolase
Exons: 2
Coding region: 1-861 (286 amino acids)
Source: RefSeq, a predicted model, not a curated record